CUAAUAAAGGUGUGGCUUGUAUGUGGGUGUGGUUCGUUUGCAUGGAGAAUGAUUUCUUGCAGCUUCAUUGCUGUUUUCCUUGCUUUGCAAGCUUUCAUUACAAAAGCAGACCAGAUUGAGAGGUCACUAGAUGGAGAGAACUGGCAGCUAUCAGAUUCUGCUGGAAAGGUCAAAGGUCUUCCAGCCACAGUCCCUGGAAUAGUCCAUCUUGACCUACUAGCACAGAAAGUCAUUGAUGAUCCUUAUUUUGGUGAAAAUGAUGCAAAUUAUCAAUGGAUAGCCUACAGUGACUGGAUAUAUGAGACAACAUUUGAUUUGACUGAUGAUGAUGUGAAAAAUCGCAAGUUAUUUAUAAAAUGCAAUGGACUUGACUCAGUAGCUACAGUAUCGGUCAAUGGUGUAGCAAUUGGUGGCAGCAAUAGUUUCUUCAGGAGAUGGCUCUUUGAUAUGACAGAUGCAGCUAAAGUUGGUACUAAUUCUCUUCAAGUAUACAUUCAGGCUUCAGCAAACUAUUCUGUUGAAAAGCAGCAGGAGUAUCCUUAUGAUGUGUACUUUGGUGGUGUAUAUAUUCCUCAUGCAGCUAGAAACUUCAUUAGGAAACCUCAAUCAGAUUUUGGGUGGGAUUGGGGCCCUGCAUUUGUUCCUGCUGGCAUAUGGCAGAACAUCAGUUAUGUGACUGCUAGUGAUGUGUAUGUAACUGAAAUUGUCCCAAAACCUCAUUAUAAUGAAACAGAUGAGACUUACUAUAUGGAGGCACUGGUUUGCUACAUUCAACUGGUUGAAGGGCAAUAUUCUAUGCAGACAAGUAUUCAAGUGGACAAUACACCAUUUUCCAAGGAAUUUCAAGCAGAUCCUUUUAAUUUUCCUAAUUCUCCUGGUGUAAAGCAAUGUGCUAGGUUCUUCUCUUAUACUGUUAAAUCAUCAGAUAUGGAUGAUUAUCUGUGGAAACCACGCAGCUCAGCCAAUCCUAAACCACAGCUAUACCAAGCAACAGUAUCAGUCACUAUAAUGAAGGAUGGCAAGGAACUAUUCAGUGUUAAUCAAAUGAGAAAGGUUGGCUUUAGAAAUAUUAAAGUCAUCUCUGAUGAACGACCUCCUAAUAAUGAAAAAGGAUAUUUAUUUUACUUCCAGCAAACAGAUUCAAAGGGAAAGUAUCCUAUUUUUAUCAAAGGAGGAAACUUCAUUCCGAUGGAUGCAUUUGUCACUAGAGCAACACCCGAGGUUUUUGAAAGAUUAUUAAAAUCAGCAGUUGAAGGGAACCAGAACAUGAUCAGAAUAUGGGGAGGUGGUCUCUAUCAACCUGAUUGGCUUUAUGACAUGUGUGAUGAGUAUGGAGUGAUGGUGUGGCAAGAGUUUAUGUUUGCUGUAUCACUUUAUCCUAGGGACAGAGAUUUUCUAGAGAAUGUAAGAGAAGAAGUGAUUGAUAAUGUUAGGAGGUUAGGAUAUCAUCCUAGCAUUGUACUGUGGAGUGGGAACAAUGAGAACCAGGGAUAUGCUAUUGGUGAUACAGCUAAACUGGUUGAUUACACAUUACUGUAUGACUCAACUGUUAGAGCAACACUCUGGGAAGAGGACACCACAAGGAGCUAUUGGCCAGCUAGUCCCUCAAAUGGAGCUAAAGUUGAUGACCCAGUGAUGGGCAUAUAUGUACAACGAUGGGGAGACUCACAGAACACCACUGUUGGUGACAUACACAGGUACGACUAUUUUAGUACUUGUAAUGAUGUUUCAACUUUCCCUCGGCCUCGUUUUGCGAGUGAGUUUGGUUUUCAAAGCUAUCCUUCAUUUUACUCGCUCUCAACAAUUUCAAAACCAGAUGAUUGGAGCAAUGACUCACCAUUCUUUACUAGCCAUAGACAGCAUCACCCUGAUGGUAAUAAGCAAAUGCAGAACAUGAUGGCUAAAUUUUUUCAUCUACCAAACAGUACUGAUUCAGUUCAACAAUUUAAGGAUUUCAUCUACUUAUCUCAAGUUGUUCAAGUUAUAUGCAUAGGAUCAGAGGCUGAGCAUUAUCACAGGUUACUGAGUGAAGCUGGAGCAUACACUCGUGGUACACUGUACUGGCAACUAAAUGAUAUCUGGCAGGCACAGACCUGGUCUUCUGUUGAAUAUGCUGGAAGAUGGAAGUUACUGCAUUAUGCAAUGAGGAGAAUUUAUUCUGAUGUCUCUGUCACUGCGUAUCAAUUGAAUGGCUCUAUUGCAGUUUAUGUCACUGUCGAUGAUCCACAGAUGACUGCUAAGUAUUCACUUUCAGUUGACAUCAUAUCUUGGGAUGGUAAAACAGUAUCUCAGAAGAGUAUGCCAAACUUACAGUCUGAAGGAUUUACAGGAACAAAAGUAGCUGAAUACAAGAUUAGUGAUAUAUUUCAAGGAAGCCUGACAGUCAAUGAUGCUUAUCUACAUAUUUGGAUAACUCAAGAUGGUUCCAAUACAAUCCUUUCUUCUACUCAUUUCUUUCCUGGAAACUUUACAAAAAUAAAUCUUCCAUCAGCUAAAAUAACAGUCAGUAAUGUGAUGUCAAUAUCAUCAAAUGAAGUAUCAUUUAGUCUCCAAUCUGAUGCAACUGCAGUUUAUGUGAUGUUAGAUAGUGGAGCUUUGGAAGGAUAUUUCAGUGAUAAUGGAUUCUUAAUGACUCCAAACACAGUCUACAGCAUGACUUUCACUUCCUGGUCUGACAUUUCAACUCAAGACUUUAGCAAGAACAUCGUAACAAGGUCACUGGUUGACACUUACUAGUUGCUCUCAAUUAAACUUAAAUUUGAUUUAAAAAAGCUAUAAUUAUUAUUUCCUUUAUGCUGUGCUAUUAUUGCUGAUAUGUGGUAUGUAUGUGUGAUGUUGAUUUUAAAAUUU
Messenger RNA from Amphimedon queenslandica, 2850 nucleotides. Its product is annotated as beta-mannosidase-like. Gene Ontology annotation, molecular function: beta-mannosidase activity. Lineage: Eukaryota; Metazoa; Porifera; Demospongiae; Haplosclerida; Niphatidae. The record is from RefSeq and is a predicted model, not a curated record. Gene Ontology annotation, biological process: glycoprotein catabolic process; carbohydrate metabolic process. The coding region runs from base 49 to 2736 and encodes 895 amino acids. The transcript has 27 exons.